Messenger RNA from Notolabrus celidotus (New Zealand spotty), 5344 nucleotides. It is a transcript of the gene efna3b, whose product is annotated as ephrin-A3b. Lineage: Eukaryota; Metazoa; Chordata; Actinopteri; Labriformes; Labridae. Gene Ontology annotation, cellular component: plasma membrane. Gene Ontology annotation, biological process: ephrin receptor signaling pathway; axon guidance. The transcript has 6 exons. Bases 943 to 1608 code for a protein of 221 amino acids. The record is from RefSeq and is a predicted model, not a curated record. Gene Ontology annotation, molecular function: ephrin receptor binding.
AUGCUGUCUGGGGAUCCAUGCCAGGAGGGCUGAUACUUGCAGGGGAUACAUGUGCGCCUGUGUCUGUGGCUGUUUUUUUACCCUUUGUCAUAAAAGUGUGCGUGUAUGUGUGGCUAGGGAGGAGGAGGAGGAGGAGGAGGAGAAAGGUGUGCGUGUGUGUGUUGGAGGGGGGGAACAUUGAAAAAUAGACUGCAGAUGGUGGCUGCAGACGUAUCUGACAAAGGGGGGACGGAUUCAAAGCUUUCUACCUUUACACCAGGAGAGGAAGAGGAGGUCGAAUAGUUGACGGGAAAAAAAAAACUUCAAGUCGCAGUGAUGCCUGAUGUGCUGCGAUUCGGUCACAAUAUUGGAGGAAUGCGCUUUUGUCGCUCGCAGGGGGUGGAGUUAGAAAGUGAACGAGUGCUGCCUACCAAACAGAGAGAGGAGGAGAAAGAGGAGAGGAAGAGAGAGGAGAGAGACGGGUGGGCAGGCUGCUCACCGUAAGCGAUGGUCCUCGGAUAGAGUCUUGGAAGACCUCAUGAAGCUGGCUGGUUGAAUUGUUGCAGCGAUUAUUGAUCCCGGCGUGCUAAACAUCCCUCGGACCUUUUAAAGGAAAAAAACUGCAGCAGCACGCAUUUCAGGAACUGUUGAAAAACGAGAGGACUUGCUUUAUAUUCACUAUUUUUUUUUUCUACUAUUAAUUUACUUUCAUUGAGGCUGUUCAAGCCAAUAGAGAGCAACUCUUUCCCAACGGAGAGGACCCUUUCAUGCCCGGUGGGAGACCGACCCCCUUCUUGGACCCGAUACCGGCCCCCUGCACUCCUCUGGCGGGCUUACGCGCAGCAGUUCCCGGCAUUUGCUGGGAUGUUUGAGUCGCGUUGCUUGGUGGGGUGAAGGGACCGAGAGAGUGGCCGGAAAGAGAGAGACCCCGAGGGACGGAGGGCCGAGAAAGGAGUCGGGAGCAUGGCUCUGGUGGUGCUGUCUCUCUGGGCGCUAACGAGUCUCACCUGGGCGGACCUGAGCCAGGUGUCAGCCAACAGGCAUUCCGUGUACUGGAACAGCUCCAACAUACAUCUGCGCAGGGAGGGCUACACGAUGCAGGUGAACGUCAACGACUACCUUGACAUCUACUGCCCUCAUUACAAUGACAGCCAGCGCAUGGUGGGCACCGGUGAGCAGUACGUCCUCUACAUGGUCAGCUACCGCGGGUACAGGAACUGCGACCCUCAGCUCGGCUUCAAGAGGUGGGAGUGUAACCGUCCGCACGCCCCACACGCGCCCAUCAAGUUCUCGGAGAAGUUCCAGCGAUACAGCGCCUUCUCGCUGGGCUACGAGUUCCAUGUUGGACAGGAGUACUACUACAUCUCUACACCCACCCAUCAUCACGGCCGCAGCUGUCUGAGGCUACGAGUUUACGUCUGCUGCUCCACGGCCUCUGAUGUGGAUGAUGAGCCAGAGCCUACAGAACCAGACUACACGCUUAGACCAGGCCUGAAAAUUGAUGAUAUUGAUGAAUAUAACCCUUUUGUUCCUAAGCUGGAGAAGAGUGUCAGUGGAAGCAGCCCGUCCAGGGAUCGCCUUCUCCUCACCGUGACGAUGCUCCUUCUGGCCGCUCUCUUCAUCUCCUAGCAACGGCCAUCCCAUCGGCAUCACCAUGCCAACUAGCCUUGGGAAGGUGUGCAGUAUAGGAGGGUGGGAGAGUGAGGGGGUAUCUGGAGGAGAGGAGAGCUCCAGAUACCAAAACAUGGAGUGGAAGUCAAGAGGAGCGAGAAAUGAGAGUUUUUAGGCAUCGCAGUAUGAAUGUGAGUUUGCGUGUGUCUGUGUGUGUUUGAAAGGAUGUGGGUUUGGUGGGGUUCAGAGACCUCCAGGCACUGGGUGAAACAGGAUGAACUUUUGUUCAUCAACAGUCAGCCAGUACACACAGAUGCAGGUGUGGUAGUCUGUGUGUGAGUGUGUCUGUGUCUGUGUUUGUGUGUCUGAACAGGCCACAGGCUGAGCAUGUUGGAUCAUGCUCACCUCAUAAAGCAUUUCUAAAACAGGAGAGGCGGGCUGAAGUCCUUAUUAAAAGAAGAAGAAAAAAAGCAUCAAAUCGUCCCACCCUGUUGAAAAUCAUUUGAGGACUUUCCCCUGGAUCUGAUUGGCUGAAACACUUCCUUAGGGCUAGUUGCCAUAGUUUCUAUUUGCAACAAGACAGAAACUGAACUCAAAUGAACUGAAUCAAAUAGAUUUCAGAAGAACUGAACUUUAAAUUGCCUUUUUUGUUGUCAAUAUUGUCGAUCUUGAUGCUGGGAACUUGUCCUGAUCCAUGGAGGAGAAAAAAAAAGGUACCAGCUCAAGAUCUGCGCUGGUCCUGUGUAGGAGACUAGUCAAAGUAGCUUAUAGUUCAAAAACACAACCUGGAACUGCAACACAACUGUUUUAGUUGUCAUCCUGUUUUCAACAACACUUCUGUGAUGAAGGUAACCAGGCUGGACGGGGUCAGAGGCAAAAUACAGAGCAUUUAAACCAUGAUUCAUUCACUUUAACAUACAAUGUAUCAGGGGAAGAAGGGGAGGAUUUUAUUGUAGAUGUGCCAUUGACAGAGACACUGUAAGGGUUUGUUGAUGUUAUAAGUUGCUGUGUUACUUUUCUGUCCUGUACUGGGUUAGUCCUCUGUCAUCUCCGAGGUUAACAAAGCACACAACGGCUACGGAGCAGCCAUGGAUACACCCAGCAGUACUGUCCGUGUGAAGAAGAAGGAAAUACAGAAAGAGACAGGAGGGAGGAGAGUCACUCACACAAAGCAUCAACGUUAAAGUCCAGGACAAUAACAAGCUCAAAUAUCAUUUAUCAGACGCCACAUGGUAACUUUUUCUGUUUCUGUACAAGUGUGUGCUUGCAGGGCAAAACAUAAGUCUGAGUGAGUCAGGUGUGUGCGUGUGCGUGUGUCUGUGUGCGUGUGUGUGUUUGAGAGACAGAGACUAUUUUAAAUGUUACUAACAGCCUGAAAUACAUCCACAUACUGUACAUCCUCUAAGUAUGAAAAUGCAAAAUAAAAAAAAGAAUCAAAACUCAACUAAAGCAACAAAGUAAUAGAUACAAACCAAGUGCUUUGGUGGGGAGGUCCGGCAAUCCCAAACUCCAACAACUGUACCAGUGGUUGCAUCAGAACAGCGUUUCCAUAGCAACUAGCAUCUUAUUCACCAUGGUUACCCCACCUUGCUAGCGAUGGACUGUAGUCAGGCAUGGCUUACUGUAGUAGCUGAUAACAAUGAUGAUGAUGAAGGUGUCGGUGAUAGGGGUCACGUUGAAAAUGAAGAUGAGGAUGAUGAUGGACUGCAACCAGCUCACGCUGCCGAUCACCCACCGGCAUGUGAGGCGUUCAAGUGUUCAUGUAAAUGUCAGUAGCGGACAAAGAAUGGAUUCCCAAUGUGUUGACAUUUGCCAAGGUGGAAUGUGUUGUAAGCAUUUUUACAAACUUGAAGCUCAGUUUCUUUGUGGUUGUAUUUUUUUACUGUCUUUUUUUCUUUUUAGUUUGCCAUGGUGUAUUUGUGCUCAGCUAAGGGGAGGGUUGGGGGAUAUGGGUUUAAAAGUACUGGGUGGGUUGAGCCAUAUGUAAACUUGGGCUUCACUCUGGGUAUCUCAGAAAAAUGUGUAUGAUCAGUUUCAAGGUUUGGUUAUCUCUUGAAUGUUUAAGACCAACAUAACAUAUAUUCAUAUAUCUGUGGUUCUCAAUCUUUCCGGCUUGUGACCCCAUAAAAAGACGCUCUCCCAAAUAUACACAUAAGAACCAGUUUACUCAUUCUGUGGAGCUUUACUGCUUAGCUAUUGAAACAGUUGUAAUGUCUUCUUGAGAAAGCUUUUGCAUUAAUUUCAAACAACCCUGAUGAUGUGAUGAAGGUUAGCAUGGAUUAGACUUUUGCCUCAAAAAUCUGAACCAAAACAUUCAAUUAAAAAAAACAUGUCCAUGUAGGGAUGGAUGUGACAUGCUUUCAUUGUGCCUAUGUUUGAUCAAGUGUUUCUGGAGCACCAACUAAUUACAAGUUUGAGAAAAAAAUUGUAAAUUUUAUCUUUCAGUCUAAGUUAGGAAACUGUUGCUAAUGUUCUAUGUGUCUCUGGAGCGUAGCUUGAAAUUGGAGCAGCUAAAAAUCUGCUCUUCUUCUAGCCAUCGGUACCGUCAUCAGCUCCCCAAGCAGGGUCUGCUUUCUUGAUUAGUAUAGCACACACGGAGGUGUUUAUUGCUUCAGUAGAUGUCAUUUACAACCAGCAAUGAUUGAACAUCCAAAUAAAACUUGUGAAACUGGGGCGCUGGUUUAGCUCUGGUGGUAAACCCUGCGCCCCAUAUACAGAGGCUACAGUCCUUGAAGCAGACGGCCUGGGCUUGAUUCUGCAGCUCUUUACCGCAUGUUGGUUCCUAACCUAUCUCCCCAGUUUUCUACUCUAUUCACUGUCUGGUCUCUAAAGCUGGGUAUAAAAAGUCUCUAAAGGUAAAAUUAAAACCCCCAAAAACUUUGAAAGUGCCUAAUUUUUCUUAUCAGGUAAAUGAUCCAGUAUUCUCAGGAGUACCUGAAAAUAAUUGAAGCCAGUUUUGUGUGGUAGUUUGGGUUUUUGCUCAGUCAAGGUGUGACAUCAGUUUGGGUUGCAACCUCUUUUGUUGGUCAGAUUGGGAACCACAAAUAUAUGACUUAAUUCUAUUGAAGGUAUUUUGGUAAUGUGUUUUUGUUUUGUUUUUUCAAAAAGUGUGUAUCAGAGUAUUUUCUCAACAGAUACAAGAGUUUAUGUCUAUGGAAUCCAACAAGAGAUCUAUUGUUUUGCAGCAUUGUGUGUUACACUAUGAUACAGUGUGUGAAAAAAAACCCAGGUGUAUAUGUGGCUCUUGAGGGGAGGGCGAGGACGGAGGGGGUUAAGAGCUGUGCGCGAGGGAAAAUCACUCUUCAAGAAGUUGCACUUAUGAACUUAGACACGAGAGCAAGAGAGUGUGUGUGUGCGCGUGUCAUCUGAUUGUGUGUGUGUUUGUGUAAGGGAGAGGAUGAAUCAGAGCUCAUAUCUGUUAAUCACUUCAUGUCUGUGUGCAGGAGUUUUAGCAUGAGAUGCUGUCUCUGUGUGUGUGUGCUGGUGUCAGUGUGUCAAUGUGUGAGCAACUCUUACUGGAUGUGUGUGUGUGAGAGAGAGAGAGAGAGAGAGAGAGAGGGUGUGAAUGCGUGUUGUCUGGCAAAACAAAAGAAGCAUUUAUUAGUGUUGGAAACAACGAUUACAAUCAUGUUUACCUUCGACUGGAAUGACUUUAAAUGAACUUGAAAAUAAACUGUAAACUGAACAAACCAUAACAGAGGUUAUAACAGUGAUCAUGAUAACAAAAUAAUAAGCUUACAAAUCUUACUUUUAA